Mytilus californianus (California mussel) is the source of this 4266-nucleotide messenger RNA. RefSeq names its product histone deacetylase complex subunit SAP130-like. Gene Ontology annotation, biological process: negative regulation of transcription by RNA polymerase II. Gene Ontology annotation, cellular component: Sin3-type complex. NCBI's taxonomy places the organism in Eukaryota, Metazoa, Mollusca, Bivalvia, Mytilida, Mytilidae. The coding region runs from base 189 to 3047 and encodes 952 amino acids. The transcript is spliced from 19 exons. The record is from RefSeq and is a predicted model, not a curated record.
UUUUGAGCAGCAGUUGACCUGAGAAUAUUGAGGCAAAUACGACUCCAAAUUUGACGAUAUUUGCAUUGAUUAGAAUUGUAUUGAAAACGUGUUCAUAUUGAACACUUUUGAAAACUGGAAUAGCUUUUCUUUUAGUGUGUUAGAUUCGAAAUUUGUGAUAAUAAACCACAGGUAUAGACAUAGAUAGGAUGAGCAGUCAGAGUAGUGGUGAAAAACCUCCAGAUGAUUCAGGGAAGGUUGGUCAACCAUUGAGAAUUCCAUCUAGUAAACCAUCCCAAAGUAACGCACCAUACCAGACAUUAUCUAAAACACUAAGCAGACCUGUUUUGCAGAUGCAAAAUGUAGGAGGAGUUAUUCCCCCUGCCCAUUCAGCCCAAUCUCUCCAAGCUUUUUUACCAGCCGCAGCAGGACUUCCUCAGGGUCUUCUGGCUGGAAAUAUUGAUGUGAACAAACCAUCACUUACUGCAAACCCUAUCAACUUUUCAACUUUGACCCCAGCAUCAACAUCCUCAACGUCUAUGAUGUCGUCAACUCAGAUUGUAAGAGUGGCCACUCCGGGAACGUCACAGCCUAGUAUUGUACAAAUUAGUGCUCCAACAUCAGUCACAUCAACAUCACAACAUGGAACAGAUGGGUCCAUCUUAAAACCACAUAUCCAAACAGCGUAUCCAUCUCAUCUUCCUAGAGGUGCGGCAGCAGCAGCCUCUGUUUUAGCAGCACCAAAGUCUAACACAGCUGUUCCAAUGUUACGACCCAGUCAACAUGCUGUGCCAACAUCGAGUUCUGCCACAGGAAUCCAUGGCUCCAGAGGUUCAUUGAUUACUACAACUCCAAUUAGGACAACUACCCCACCAUUAAAUAGACCAAUUUCUCCUGCUGUUUCAGUAGCAACCACACUUUCUGAUCCCCACAGACAAAUGAAACCAUUGCCAAGUACUACAGCUAUGAAUACUGCUCCCAGUAUACAGAUAACGCUACAGACAGCAAACAGAGCUAAUACUGACCUAACCCAGAAACAAAUCAUCACUCAUCAGCAACCAGUUCAGAAACCAGUUCACCUGUCACAUGGCAUGGCUUUAUCAUCCUCUAAAAUGUUGAUGUCACAAACCUCUGUAACCCAGCAUUCUGUAUUGUCUAACAUAUCCAAAACUAACAAAUCAACAGUCCCAGUGUCAUCUAUUGCCUCAUUUCCAGCAGCAGCAGCAGUUACUCAUAGUAAUCUGACUAUGACUUCUGUUCCAAUUUCUUCAAUAAAUUCUUUAAGUGCAGCAUCAUCAAUCAUUCCAGUUGCCAAAGUGAAUCCUGUUAGGCAACAACAACCAUCUUCUAUAUCAUCACAUUUACCUUCACGUCCAGUGACAACAACACACGACAGAACAGAGCCUUUAACACAGGCGCAAUCUACUGCAAUGUUCCUGCCACAAGCUCAUCGACCUAUUACUUCAACAAUGACAUUGCCUGGGUCUGUCACUGGAGUUGAUACAAGACAGGGAACAGCAAUGAACUUGUCACAGUUACAGCUGCAGUAUAUGAUCUCCCCUGAAUAUCAUCAGUUAAUGUACCAACAGAUGGCAGCAGCUGCUGCGGCCCAAGCAACAGGAUUACCCAUAUCAUCAGCAUCAUCAGUUAGACCUGGUCUCAUUAAUCAAACACCAAAUUUAUCUGCAACAUUACAAGCAGCAGUCCAUGGUUUAGUAUCAACAACCCAACCACUAGUGGACCACAAUACUAUGUUAAUGAGACAGGGACCUCUUUCCCUGUUUACUCCACAUUCUGCUGGUACUUCUUUUACUACAUCUUCUGAUGGAAAUGUAGUAAGGCCUGCAACACCAAAAGAUUCAUCCUCGGGAUCUGUCCCAUCUACCUCUGUUGUCAUGGCAACAGCUUCAAUACCGGUCAAUGUUCCUGCUUUAUCAGCAAUGGCCAUAGCAAGCAGUAAUAUUCACAGUUUAGCUACAGCUUCCAGUAAUUUGUAUAUAAAUGCAGCACAAGCUACAGGUGUUACUGUUCCACAGUUUCAGAGUAGCCAGCCAACAAACAUACCUGUAACUAAUGCAAACUCUUCACCCAGACCAAGUAUUUUAAGGAAACGCACAAAUGAAGGUAUGACAGUGGUAAAGAAACCAGUGUGUGGUUUAAAUACAGUACAAGAAAAGUUACCAGACAAUAACAGUCCUCGGCCUGAUUCUCGGACAGAUUCAGCCCCUCAAUCAAAUACUAGUUCUCCUAAAACACCAGCUACACCAGCAGGUGAAAGCCAGUCUUCAACAGAUACAGCUUUAUCUAGUGAAGCAACCACACCUACCCAGAAUGCAUUAUCUGAUUUACGAAUAAAACAAGAACCACCAGAUACAAUAGAAAAUGGUUUUCCAAAUAGCUCUUCAUUACCAAAUAGUACAGAAACUUCACCUAGAAAGAAACCUAGAAAACAACUUUUACAUGUGAAUGAAGAAUUAAAAGACAGUUCAACAUCAGAAGAUGAUGACUUUGAAGAAGAUAAAAUAGACAUCAAAGAUGAAGAUAUAGAAUUCAGAGAUGAAUAUGUGGAUGACGAAGGUGUCCGGUGGACGUUGGAAAAAAAUAGACCAAAUAUUUCUUUAUUGAACUUUUAUAAUUUUACGUGGAAGUCUCGGAAUAAUCAUUUCCAAAGAUAUACUGAUGUUAAACCAAAAGAUGAAAGGCGACCUACUGUAAAUGAGCUAUCAAAUCAAAGAGCGGUGACGCAAAAGGCCAGUGGGUGGAAGUUAUAUCAUAUGGCUGCACAGAUGGAAGAUCUGACAGGAUUAGAAAAAACAUUACACCAGAAAGUGCUAUCACUGCAAGAGUCAAUAGCUCCACAACCAGUCAGGCAACAUGCACCAGAGGAUGACUCAGGACUCUUACAUGAAUUAACUCAGGCAAACUUACAGAGAAGCAAAUUAAUAGCUGAUCAGUUAGACGAAGCAAAGACUUCAAUGUUAAAAGUGCUGGACCAUAAAACCAAAAUAUUUGAGAUUAUAAACAAACAUAUGAGUAAACGACCAAUCAAAAAGAAAGAGAGAUCAUAGCAAUAGUUUUAUACUAGUGUUUUUAUAUUAGAUAUACACAUUGUGUUCAUAUGUUGUUAGUAGACAAUGAGAGGUUAAUGGAAAGCAGACGACAGUUUCAAUUGUUUACAACAGGUUAUUUGAUGGAAGAAUAAUUACAGAAUGGAUUUCAUUUAUCAGAUCUAUAGCUUAUAUGAUCUUCUUUAUUAUGUAAACCUGUUAUUGCAUCAGAACUGAACAUGUAAUGAGAAAUAAAUUUGUGUAUUCAAUAAAGAAGGAGAUGUUUUACAGAAGCAGUAUCACAUUAUAGUAAUGUGACAACAUUUGUUUGUAUCAUGUGACAGGUCUACCUUUACUAUCUUCCAGUCGCUUGAUGCCAUAUACUUUUAUUUGUUUGUUGAUGUUUUUAUUUAGUGCAACAUCAGUGCUAUUACAGAUGACCGGUGUUUAGAGAUUGGAUGGCAAUGUGUUUAUUUUACAAGCUGAAACAGAAGUAUUAUGAAAGAAAAUGUCAUUCAGUCUUCUCAGUAUUGCUAGACCUACUUAUACAAAAAUAAGCUUGAACUCCAAAGUUAGAAUAAAUGUUCUUUACAGUACAGUAUGAAAUGACCAGUCAUAUUACAAGCAACUCAGUUUGUCAGAACUAUAUUGUUUUUUUCUCACCUCCUAUGAUAGUCGCGAAAAGUGAGACAUAGGGAUUACUUUUCAGGCGACGCCACCCAAUUGUUAAGUUUUCUGCUUAAGUUAGUUUGAUAGGAACUACUUGUGAUAGAUCAUUGAUAUUUGAUACAAAGUUGCAUUACUAUCAGUAAAUAUCAAUUUGAUGACUAUGUCAAGGCCCUGCCUAAUAAGUCAUGUUCCUGCAACCUUGAAUUAAUUGUUCAUCAGUUUGUCUUUUUCUGAAUUUUAUGCCGACAGGCGAGACAUCUCUGUGUCCACAGUUUAUUAAAUAAGUAACUUUACCAUGUCAUGAUAAAAAAUUAAUAGUCACCGGAUCUUAAUGAAUAAAGCAAUUUCAUGGAAAACCCAAAUCAAAUUUGGAAGGCUUUUUAUUUUGCACAACAAAUAACAGCUUAUUUAAAUUCAACAAAAGCAUUUGAUAACAAAAUAGGAUGUAUUUGUAUUGUCUUGUAACACUGUAUUGAUAGUAGGUUAGCAUUUACAGAUGGUUAUUUUUAUAUGCAUUAUGUUGCAAUUGUUAUCUGAUGAAAAUUAGAUAAAGAACAAUGAAAUUUUACAA